This is a messenger RNA of Sphenostylis stenocarpa, 1830 nucleotides long. The record is from the annotation of a GenBank genome assembly. NCBI's taxonomy places the organism in Eukaryota, Viridiplantae, Streptophyta, Magnoliopsida, Fabales, Fabaceae.
AUGCUUGUAUUAUGCCAGAGCAAUGACAAAGUAUGCAUGUGUUUGCAAAGUGCGCGUGUGUUUCAGUUUCCAAAGAAGUGUGGUGUGGAUGAGACUGUUCUGAGAUGGGAAAACAAUCCAUUUCCUCUCUGUCAUGUUCACAACUUGGUCUUUCCUUCUCCUUCACCAGAAUUGACUAAGCUUUCAUGUCAUGAUCUUUUGCCUUCAUUUUCUGUUGCAGGAAGAGACAGUAAUGCUACUGACAUGGGAAAGAAGGGGAGUUGGUUUUCUGCAAUCAAGAGGGUUUUCACUCACCACUCCAAAGGGAAGCAUGAUGCGGAUAACAAAGGCACAAAAGAGAAGAAGAAAGGUCUAGGAAAAAGGCAUGGAGAGACCAAUUCAUUCAUCCCCCUCUUCAGAGAGCCAAGUAGCAUUGAGAAAAUCUUUGGGGAAUUUGAAAGGGAGCAACAACUACUGGGGAUAAGGCCUGCCACUCCUCCUGAGAGACCCAAAACUCCACCUUAUGUCCCUCCAAGAGCUCCUUCUCCUAGGCCUCCUUCUCCAAGGGCUGCAUCUCCAAGGCCUCCAUCUCCAAGGGCUGCUUCUCCCAGGGCUUCUUCUCCGCGAGGUACCUCUCCCAAAGCUGCAUCUUCCCGGAUUGCUCAUCACCACAAGGAGGUUGGCUACAGACCGGAACCAACUCUGAGGCAACAGAAUGCCUCAGCUACUAAAAUCCAGGCUGUUUACAGAGGUUAUAUGGCCAGGAGGAGUUUUAGAGCACUAAAGGGUCUGGUGAGGCUUCAAGGAGUGGUAAGAGGACAGAAUGUGAAGAGGCAGACAGUAAAUGCCAUGAAACACAUGCAACUGUUAGUGCGAGUUCAAUCUCAGAUUCAGUCUCGAAGGAUCCAGAUGUUGGAAAACCAGGCACGAUAUCAAGCUGAGUUCAAGAAUGAUAAGGAAACAGCCAGUAUCUUGGGCAAACUCACUUCUGAAGCAGGUACUGAAGAGUGGGAUGAUAGCUUACUGACCAAAGAGGAAGUAGAGGCAAGGUUGCAGAGGAAGGUGGAAGCAAUCAUCAAAAGAGAAAGAGCAAUGGCAUUUGCAUAUUCACAUCAGCUAUGGAAAGCCACUCCAAAAUCAAAUCACACCCCAGCGACAGAUACAAGAGCAGGUGGAUUUCCUUGGUGGUGGAACUGGUUGGAAAGACAAGCACCUGCAGCAGCAACUCCACAAGAAAGACAAGUGUUGAAGAAUUUUCAACCCACACCUCCAAGACCAUACCCAGAACAAAAGACUAGUCCAAGACCUGGCUCUAGCACUCAAAGACAGCAGCAGGCUCAUUUUUCCUUUGAUAACAUGGACACUCCCACACCAAAGUCCACAAAAUCAACCAUAGUGACAUCUUCAAAACCAGCACGAACACCUCCAUAUAGAACUCCUCAGGCAAACAGUUCAGGUUCAGGCUCUAAAUAUCUGAGACCAAGGGGUGUGGGAGCCAAUUCACCUUUUGAUGUGCCACUGAAGGAUGAUGACAGUCUCACAAGCUGCCCACCAUUUUCAGUGCCAAACUACAUGGCUCCAACCCUCUCUGCCAAGGCCAAAGUACGUGCUAGUAGUAAUCCUAGAGAAAGGCUUGGUGGUACUCCCACAAGUACUGAUUCAAGGAGAAGACUCUCAUUCCCUUUGUCACAAGGAAUAGGAUCUUUCAAGUGGUCUAAAGGGUUCUCGAGCAAGGAUCAAAUGGUGCCAGAUAACUUUCAGCCACUUGACUCUAUAGGAAACGUGAGUGUGGAUUCAACAGUGUCUUUGCCCGCAAGGGUGGGAAGAAAGCCUUUUACAAGAUUUGUGUGA